Molecule: messenger RNA, 2416 nt
Organism: Anguilla rostrata (American eel)
Lineage: Eukaryota; Metazoa; Chordata; Actinopteri; Anguilliformes; Anguillidae
Gene: stxbp3
Product: syntaxin binding protein 3
Exons: 19
Coding region: 104-1894 (596 amino acids)
Biological process (GO): neurotransmitter secretion; vesicle-mediated transport; intracellular protein transport
Cellular component (GO): secretory granule; plasma membrane
Molecular function (GO): syntaxin-1 binding
Source: RefSeq, a predicted model, not a curated record
GAGAGAUUUGAUUAGCCACAACACGCUGCAGCGCACUUGUUGCGCCCGGUGACGCACCCACGUACUGUUCACAUUGUAGGCUAGCCAGGAAAAAAAAAACAAGAUGGCAACUGGGCCAGAGUACGGGCUAAAGAAAAUAGUUUGGCAAAGAAUAAAAGAAACAAUAAUCACAGACUGCAGAAAGUCUGCAGUAUGGAAGAUACUGAUGCUAGACCAUUUUACCACCAAAGUCCUGUCAUCAUGUUGCAAAAUGUCAGAUCUCCUGAUGGAUGGGAUUACCAUUGUCGAAGACCUCUUCAAAAACCGAGAGCCUGUCCCUGAAAUGAGGGCUGUGUACUUCAUCAGCCCAACUGCCAAGUGUGUUGAGGCCCUUAUCAAUGACUUCAAGGUCAAACCCAAGUACAAAUCGGCAUACGUUUAUUUCACUGACUACUGCCCAGAUGCAUUAUUCAAUGAAAUGAAGCUGCAUUGUUCAAAGUAUAUCCGUGUUUGUAAGGAAAUAAACAUUUCCUUUUUGCCUGUAGAGUCUCAGGUGUUCACUUGUGACAGUCCAGAUGCGUUCAGAAGCAUUUACAGUCCCCACAGUCGAGACAAAGAGGAAACGCUGCAGAAACUAGCCGAUCAGAUCGUCUCACUUUGUGCAACUCUGGAGGAAAACCCAGGAAUCAGAUACAAGAAGGAGACCACAUUAGGUAAUUCAAAAAAGCUUGCUGAGCUUGUAGACAAGAAGCUCACCCAAUACUGUGAGAUGGAUGAAAAGAUGAACAAAAAGGGAAAGACGCAGGCGCAGCUUCUCAUUGUCGAGCGAGGAUUCGACCCUGUAACCCCGAUCCUGCAUGAGCUGACAUACCAGGCCAUGGCCUACGACCUCAUCCCCAUCAAGAAUGACGUCUACAAAUUCAAGUCGAAAGACAAAGCGGAGAAGGAGGCGCAGCUGAAUGAGAAUGACGAGCUUUGGGUCAGGCUUCGGCACAUGCACAUUGCAGAGGUGUCUGAGCAGAUCCCAAAGCUGGUUAAGGAAAUCUCUGCAAACAAGAAACAGCCGGAUGGAAAGAUUACGAUAAGCGGUCUGUCCCAUCUCAUGAAGAAGAUGCCUUCCUUCCGGAAGCAGCUUGCAGAGAAAACUGUACAUCUGAAUUUAGCUGAGGACUGCCUGGAUCACUUUCAGAAGUAUGUGGAGAAACUGUGCAAAGCAGAGCAGGACCUGGCGGUGGGCGCUGACGUAGAAGGGCAGAAGGUGAAGGACCCCAUGAGGACGCUGCUGCCCGUGCUGCUGCACCCUCACUCCACCCACGACAAGAUCCGAGCCGUGCUGCUCUACAUAUUCAGCCUCAACGGCACCACUGAGGAGAACCUGAAUAAACUCAUUCAGCACGUGAAGAUUGAGAAGGAAAGCGAAUUCAUUCUCAACUGGAAGGCGCUCGGAGUCCCCAUCAUCUCCUCUUCUUUGUCAUUCUCCUUCAGUAAGCCGUCACGGAAGGACCGAUCCCAAGAAGAGAGGUAUAAUCUCUCUCGAUGGACACCUGUCAUUAAAGAUGUGAUGGAGGAUACUGUGGAGAAUAAGCUAGACAGCAGGGAGUGGCCUCAUCAGUCUGAGUGUCCGGCAGCGUGGAACGGGUCUGGAGCUGUGAGUGCCCGUCAGAAACACAAAGCCAGCAGCCAGGACGAACGCAGGGGCGGCGCCAGGCUCAUCAUCUUCGUCGUCGGGGGCAUCAGCUACUCUGAGAUGCGCUGCGCGUACGAAGUGACGCAAGCGGUCAAGUCCUGCGAGGUCAUCGUUGGGUCCUCCCACAUUGUGACCCCCACCAAGCUCCUUGAUGACAUCCAGUCCCUCAGCAAACCCCCGGCCGCCCCGAUGGAGACCUUCACAAUCGAGGACGAGUCCAGUGCGUGAGUGCGCCACGGAAACAAGCACCCAAUGCUGUCUGAAUGCAAGACUGAAGGGAAUUUAUCUCGUAAUUGUACUAUUUCAUCAUCAAACCGGUUUCUUAUGUAACUAUUGUGUAAGUACACUUAGUAUCAAAAAGCCUGUCCAGUUAAUUUUUCUUUUUAAUCCUCAUGAUAUUCCAGGUUUAAAAAUGGUGAGAGUUUGCUGGACAUCAACUUUUUGAGACCUUUUGCAUUACUAGUGUAUAUAUUUAAACACUGCCGACUGGCUACAUUAUUUCAUUUUCACUACGUUUGUCAAAAAUGACAUGUCUACUAAGUAUUUUUACCGUUGGGUUUUCUAAUGCUGACUAAUUGAGAAAUAAAUGGAUGAUGUGCUUUGAUUGUGAUUGAUACAGUCAUAAAUAUUGUGUAGUUAUGCUGUAUUGAAAGAGCAUGGACAGAUGCAUAGACACUCAAUUUAGCAUACAUAUGAACUAUAUACAUAAACAUUCAAUUAAAUGUGCUGAAAUAAACAGUAUAAAGUUUG